This is a messenger RNA of Danio rerio (zebrafish), 4180 nucleotides long. Lineage: Eukaryota; Metazoa; Chordata; Actinopteri; Cypriniformes; Danionidae. The record is from RefSeq and is a predicted model, not a curated record.
GAGAGAGACGGAGGGAGAGCAAGCGAGCGCACAACAGAGCAAGUGCACGAGCGCAUUCUGGCGUGCUGGCAGCUCACCGUCCACAAUGCUCUGUUAACUCAAACUCUCUUCACCAGAGAUCAAAAACUUACUUCUCGUAGUGAAUACAGUCGGAUGUGGCGUUCCUAAACAUGAGGAACAAACGGAGCAUCUGACACAGACCCUGAGCAGCAGUUUGAUUCGGGGAGUAGAGUGAAGCCGAUCGUAUCUCCACUCUGCGGAUGAUUUGUUUGCGUUGUGCUUUUCUUUCCUUCAUUGCAGAUGUGGCGAGUGGAAUGAGCUGUUUUCUCACAUCGGUCUUGUCACUGCAGCAUGGGAACUGCCGUGUCCAAAAAGAAGAAUUUAAGGAAUGAUGCGAUUUCUUCUGUUGCCGCAAAAGUUAGAGCAGCUCGAGCAUUUGGAGAGUACCUUUCUCACACACACCCUGAGAACCGCAACAGAUCAGAUCACUUGCUAUCUGACACCUUCAUUGGUCAGGAGACAGAUUCCCCAGACAUUAGCAGACUGAACAACAAUAACAGCCUCCAGCCAUACUCCCAACACACUCUAAUAGUCAAGCCCAGUCAAGAAGAGCUUCAGCAAGGCAGUCAGUCUGCACCCCUUCCUACAAGUUCCAAGCGGCGGCUCUCCGUAGAACGCAGCCUUUCUUCUGAGGAUCAGCAGAAUCAGAGGCGUACCGAGAGUUCUGUGAAGCCAGCACGUGUCUACACCAUUACCAGGGAGCGAGAUAUGCUUGGGGGCCAGGGAAGCGAGGAGAGUUUGGAGUUAGAGGUUCUGAAGAGGACAUCAGAGCCAUCACAGAUCAACCCUCCAACAGGUUUACGUGGAAGCCAUCAUCGAGGAAGCCAACAUCGUGGGAACAACGGCCCCACCCACCAGCAUCAUUACGGUCAUGCACCCAUGGCACAACCUUUGCAGAGCUCAGGGAGCACCCAUAACAUUCGGGACUGGGGGUCGAGGCGGAGCAGGUCAAGGGAGGAUUGCACACCCGAUUGUGUGGCCUGCAUUCGACCUCAUUGCCAGAGUCAGCGCUCACUAGACCUUGAUACAUCUCCUCACGGUGGUGGCAAACAGCACAAGAAGCUAGAGAGGAUGUACAGCGAGGACCGCGUGUCCUCUGAAGAUCGAGAGGAUCACACGAACAGCUGGUUUCCUAAAGAGAACAUGUUCAGCUUCCAGACUGCGACCACCACCAUGCAAGCAAUAUCGGCAUUUCGUGGAAUUGCGGAGAGAAAGAGGAGGAAAAGAGAACAAGAGGCCACCGCAUUGAUGGAGAGAAACUUCCGGAAACAUCUGAGGAUGGUGGGCAGCAGGAGGGUGAAGGCCCAGACAUUUGUUGAUCGCAAAGCGAAGAGUUUCAGCCGGUCCUGGAGUGACCCCACACCCGUCAAGCCUGACUCUCUCCAUGACUCCAGAGACAGUGGAGACCUUCAGGCAUCGUCUGGCAAUCUGGAUGAAGAAGACUGUGAUGAUGUCGACUGGGAGGAAGAGAGAGAGUUAGAAAGGGCGGCCUGUGAGGGUGACGAUUUCAUCCCACCCAAACUCAUGCUAAUUUCAUCGAAAGUACCAAAGGCCGAGUACGUUCCCAACAUCAUCCGCCGGGACGACCCCUCCAUUAUCCCCAUUCUCUAUGAUCAUGAACAUGCCACCUUUGAUGAUAUACUAGAGGAGAUUGAAAAGAAACUCACCGCCUACAGAAAAGGCUGCAAAAUCUGGAACAUGCUCAUCUUCUGUCAGGGAGGCCCGGGUCAUCUCUACCUUCUGAAGAACAAAGUGGCUACGUUUGCGAAAGUAGAGAAGGAGGAGGGCAUGAUGCAGUUCUGGAAGAAACUUGGCAGAUUCAUGAGUUUAUUAAACCCUGAGCCCAAUCUCAUCCACAUAAUGGGCUGCUAUGUGCUCGGCAAUGCUAAUGGAGAAAAGCUUUUUCAAAACCUCAAGAGACUGAUGAAACCUCAUGGCAUUGAGUUCAAGUCUCCUCUGGAGCUGUCAGCACAGGGUAAGGAGAUGAUCGAGAUGUACUUCGACUUUCGCCUGUAUCGUUUAUGGAAGACCCGCCAACACUCUAAACUUCACGACUACGACGACCUUCUGUGACAUUGCGGUGUUGGUUUAAACAGCCCAAGAGGCAGGUAGCUUACUUUAGCGGGCCAUUCGGCGACGUACCCUCCAGAGAAGAGCCUGGGCCGAAAAGCCCUGAGGUGAAGGAGGAAGAUAAGGUUGAGGAAAACUGAGAAAACGCUGGAAUUUCUCCACCCUCUGAUGGGAAGCAGCCAUUACUGUUAGGUGCUGUGCGUUCACCCCCCAUCCAUUUGAGCUUUCAGCCUGAAAGAGAAACAUUCGCUAGAUACCGACAGGUCGUAUCUUUUAGCUUGCGUGAUGUCUAGAAGAUCAUGCUUGAUUUCUUUGAGAAGCUGCAACAGGAAGAAGGAGGAUUUUUGUUUUGUUUUAGUUUUUGUUUAGUAUUUUCUAGUAGCUGUUUUUGUGGUUAACUAGCAGGGACAGUGAAAACAAGGCCAUACUUAAACAGGCCUUGACGUUCUUAUAUUAUUCUACAAGUGCAGGAUCAACUUUGGGACUACAUAUCUAUGUUGUGUGUGUACGUAUUCACUUUAUCACUAUCGAAUAGCUACUGUAAUUGAUCUUUCAGCAUAUUAUCGCGCUGUUUUAGUUAGAGUGUGGUGUGGUUUUGUUUAGGAGUCAUAAGAGGGACUAUAACUCAGGUUUCGUUUAACUGACAUCCCUCUGUGCUUUACCAUCUUUAGAGAGAAAGAGAGCGAAAGAGAAUUUCUUUGUGUGAAGUUGUUCAGUCCCAAUAAAUGAGUUACCUAAGUGGAUUUGGAAUAACUUGAUAUCUGUAUCAGGGACUUUAUGUGCGUCUUAGACAUCUUUAGAUUCAUUGUCGAAAUGUCCAUAAAAUGACGUACUGUAUGUGUAACAUUUAGGCAUGUGUAGAAACUGCUCAUUUUAGGCAGAUUUUGUCUUUCAGCUUCAAAAUUUUCAAAACUUUUCUAGCGUCUUAAUAAUAAAAUAAGAUUUUAAAACAGAUUAUGAAUAAAAAUAGAAAUCGUUGGUGAUUUUGCGCUCCAAUACUGUCAUAUUUGUGUAUUUAACGCUCAUAUUAUGUGUUUCUCUCACAGUUGACUUGACGUCACAUAGUUUCGUGGUUAUUUAUUUGUAUGUGGAGGAUAACCAUUUAUCCAUUUCUGAUAAGUCAAAGUGCAAUUGUAUCUGCAAUACUUCUCUUUUCGGUAGUAAGUGGUCCUGAAUGUAACUCUGAUCAUGUUUUGAGCAUCAAGAUUAGCUUUUUCAUAGUAUACAGUAUAUAGUUCGUUUAGCCUUUAAAGUGGUUCUCUGCGGAGGAAAACGUUCUCUAGUUUAUGCGUGGGUGUUUUGGAUGCGGCAAACAGAUAAAACACUAGGUAGUUGUAAUCUUUAAUCAUCACGAGUGGAUGUUCGAGUGCAAAACAGCAGCAGCUGGUGCAAUAGAUAGUCCAAAGCAUUUCAUAGAGAGCUGCCAGACGAAUAAAAAAUGCAAUGUGCUUAGUCUUGCUGGUGUAAUAAGGGGAAGAUGAGAAUGCAUUGCAAAAAUCUGUGAUAUAGCUAUAUUUAAAGCAUAAAGCUGUUGUGUAAGUUUGCAGAAUUACACAUAUAUAUCCACGUCUGUAUUUGGGAGUGCGUUUUAGGUUUGGAGAUGCAGACAGGAGCACUGAGAUGUGAAGGAUGCAUCUGUGUUUGUCUUGUGCUGAUCCAUCACAUCGCUUUUCAUCUCUGACCACUCGCCCGAAAAACAAAUAAAGCAGUCGGAUUGGAUUAAAAUCAACACUGCUUCUUUACUGAUGCUAUGAUUGCAUGUCUUGGUGUGACUUUGUAAUUUGCUUUCCGUUUAACCCAUAUAAUUAUCUCUGCACUCUCUACCAAAGUCAUUGUAUGCUAUAAUGUCAUAAUAGACUGUAAAAUAGAUAGAUAUUAAUAUAUAUAUAUAUAUAUAUAUAUAUAUAUAUAUAUAUAUAUGAUCUGUGGGUGAAAAAACGUUGGAAAAUGCCAUAAUAGACUGUAAAAUAGGUAGAUAUUAAUAUAUACAGUUGAAGUCAGAAUUAUUAGCCCCCCUGUUUAUUUUUCUCCCCAAUUUCUGUUUAACAGA